AUGGCCACCACAAACAACCUCCCGUCAAGCAAUAGCCUGAAUCUCGCCUACGCAGCUUUGGGCAUUUUCGGUGCCCUCCUUCUCCCUAGCGUAUACAUCACCUACAAGCAUGGGAAGCCCGGUAUUAUCUGCUGGCCCAUAUUCGUGUCCUACUUUGGUCUUCGCUUUGCGUCGGACGCGUAUCUCAUCAUCCGUAAAAACGACCCCGAAGAGCCAACUACCGUCACCAUGAUGACCAAUGCUGGAGGCAUUGUAUGCUUGUCGCUGACUCUGAUUGGCAUGAUCUACGAAGCUAUCAACAUUAUCCCGUCUCACUCCAAACGCUGGGGCCGAAAGAUAAUGCUCGGUGUCACCCAUCUCGGCAACACGGUCGGUAUCGGCAUGGCAGCAUACGCAGGAAAACCGGACGAUGAUGCCCCCGGCGGCGUGAAGAACGAGACUCUCAACAAGAUUGGCAAUCUACUCAUGUUUUUGGUCAUGGUCGUGGUCUUGUUCUGGUUGUGGCCCGCGACGAAGCGAGUUCUCUCAGCCAGACAAGAGGUCAACUACAAGGCUUCCAAGGCACUCGUGAUGGCUGCUGGACCUGGGAUCGUUCUUCAGCUGAUCCGCCUGAGCUACAGUAUCACGUACGCCUUCAACCGCAUCCCAAGCUUGGAUCCAGUCACCGGAAGCUUCGCCACAAGGCUGGUGCUGAUGUUUGGAACACAGCUGUGCAUUGUUCUGGUCAUUAUCGCUGGAGGGUGGUUCAGCAAGGAUGCGCUGCCACUGUCGCAGAUCAAAGUUGGAGGUGCAGAUGUUGAGAUGAACAGGGCUUCAGAGAGAUUGGUCAGACAACAAGAAGCAGGCGUUGUUUGA
This is a messenger RNA of Fusarium keratoplasticum, 855 nucleotides long. RefSeq lists its product as uncharacterized. The transcript has 2 exons. Bases 1 to 855 code for a protein of 284 amino acids. The record is from RefSeq and is a predicted model, not a curated record. NCBI's taxonomy places the organism in Eukaryota, Fungi, Ascomycota, Sordariomycetes, Hypocreales, Nectriaceae.